UUAUUACAUACGCUCAUCUUUUUCUUUGUUCCUGCAGUUGCAAGGAAGAAGCUCACUUUUCCUAAAAGACAAAGUCCUCGCGUUCUAAACUUAUAAACAGCCUCCAUUCGCAUUCUCGUAUAUCUCUUUCCUUUUGUCUUGAUUAAUUAGUCAUCAACUAUUUUGAUCUGAUCCUCUUCAUCUCUCCUCAUUUCAGAGGUAUUUUCUUCCUUUCUUUCUUCUUAGUACCUCCUUUUCCUGUCUCGAAAGCUUGGCUCGAAAAAUUUUAGUGCCAGACUUCAACCUGCAUUUUCUUUUUCUUAAUGAAAUUAAGAGGUUUUGUGAAAAAUGAAGAUUCUGUAGGUUGUUGUCCAGUUCCCCAAUGAGCUGCAGGCAUAAAGUUCUGGUUUGUGUAGAUCUUAGUAGAGGAAGUUCAUCGAUGACAUAGAAUGAUGGUUUCAGAUUGCAAUGACGUGGUAGUAGAAACCCUUGUUGAAAUUGAACUCAAUGUUGAUAGUAGUUCCUCCAAGUCUCAGAGAGAUUGCAAUGCAAAGCUUCUUGAUUCCUACAAGGCAUCUAUUUCAAGAGCUUUUUCCAUUUUUCGAAAAAGAGCGGAUGAGAGAGAGGAGACUUCUGCCUUGGUUCCUUCUCGUAUCAGUAUCACGCAACAUUUUCAGUCUCGCUUCGAUGUUGUGAGCUUAUUCAAGGAAUGGAUCAAGCAUCCAAUGAAUAUUGCUCUUCUUGUGUGGUUUCUUUGCGUCGCAAUCGCCGCCAUAAUGCUGGCUCUCCUCUUCCUCGGUCUCUUAGACAAACCACUCCCAACAAAAACCUCAAGAAAUCGCUGGAUCGAAAUAGACAACCAAAUUCUCAACGCUCUCUUCACUCUUAUGAGCUUAUACCAACAUCCAAAUCUCUUCCAUCACCUUGUUCUUCUAUGUCGGUGGAGAUCUCGAGACAUCGUAGAACUAAGAAAAAUUUACUGCAAAGACGGUGCUCACAGAAAUCACGAGCGGGCCCACAUGUUGCUCGUAGUUCUCCUCCUCCACAUCGCUUGCUUCUCUCAGUACGUUAUCUGUGUCCUUUACUGGGAAUAUCCGAGCACAAUAAGACCCGAAUUUAUUGAAAACUUAUGCAUUGCUCUUGGAACUAUAUCUCCAGUAAUCGCUGGUUUAUACACAAUUUACAGUCCUCUUGGAAAAGAAUGCAGUUCAGAUACAGAAGAAGAAAUGCAUGGUGUUAACAUAUCGAACAAUGCUAGAACCGUUGUCAAUCCUGAAUGGAACGGAGGACUGUUUGAUUGCAGCGAAGACAAGAGUACAGGAAUUCUUUCAUUCUUCUGCACUUUUUGCGUAUUUGGUUGGAAUAUGGAAAGGCUUGGAUUUGGGAAUAUGUACGUGCACAUGGUGACUUUCUAUCUCCUAUGUUUUGCUCCCUUGUGGAUUUUUAGCAUAUCGGCGAUGAAAAUUAGCAAUGAGGUUAUCAGAGACGUGGUGGGGCUUUCUGGAAUUGUUCUCGGUGUGUUUGGUAUGAUGUAUGGGGGGUUUUGGAGGAUCAGGAUGAGAGAAAAAUUUGGACUUCCAGGAAAUGGUUUGUGUUGUGGCUCUGAUUCGAUGGCGGAUUACGUUCAGUGGGUUUUUUGUUGGGCGUGUUCUUUGGCCCAGGAGGUGCGAACUGUAAAUUUUUACGAGGUUGAGGAUGAUCGCGAACGGGAAGAUGCUCAACUUAUUGGCGAAGGGGAAGUCGAUUCAAGUGCCAUUACGACGCCGCCUACUCGAAAUUACAUGCGAUCAGAAAGUACAGGUACUUACGGAAACAUGGUUACAUCUCCACCAUUUUUGGAAACAGAAAUUGAUGUAUCAGAUUUAAAUCAACCUGCAGAAACCAAAAAGUCCGUAGAGCUUGUGUAAUAAUUAAGGAUGUUACACAUAUUGUUAUUCUUUUAUUUUGUGCAGAA
This is a messenger RNA of Asparagus officinalis (garden asparagus), 1933 nucleotides long. RefSeq lists its product as uncharacterized. Lineage: Eukaryota; Viridiplantae; Streptophyta; Magnoliopsida; Asparagales; Asparagaceae. Gene Ontology annotation, biological process: sesquiterpene biosynthetic process. The coding region runs from base 429 to 1886 and encodes 485 amino acids. Gene Ontology annotation, molecular function: cyclase activity. The transcript has a single exon. The record is from RefSeq and is a predicted model, not a curated record.